Molecule: messenger RNA, 6300 nt
Organism: Megalopta genalis
Lineage: Eukaryota; Metazoa; Arthropoda; Insecta; Hymenoptera; Halictidae
Source: RefSeq, a predicted model, not a curated record
AAUGACGUCGACGCUUCUUGACUGUUUUGGCUGCAGCUUGCUGUGGGUUGCCAGCGAGUGGAUCAUUUCCUAUGCGUUCAAGUUGUGUCGCAAACAUACGACCACGCACUCUGAACUUGCAAACAUGCGUUUUCUUCCGUUUAGGGAGAAAUGCUUCGAGGAUGCGCUUGAAGCGAAAGGCCGGUCUACCUGGUGACACAUGGAGGUACUGCGUAGAAAGGGAACGACUCGCCGAGAAGUCGGAGUUGUUCCGCGCAAUGCUCGUCGGCCCUCUUGCACCUGAGCCAAGCGAUCCGCCGCCACUCCUUAAGUUGCAGCACAUGGAGAAGCGCGCAUUUGAUUAUUUGUUCAGAUAUCUUCUCGGCAAGCCGAUAAAUUUCCAAUCCGUGUCAACGGCUAGAGCUACCCUCGACGCAGCUCACCAAUAUCUGUGUCCGGAGUUGGCGUACCUUGCUGUCGAGUAUCUCGAAGCGAAUUUAAAUCCGACUACCGUGCUCGAGAUCUAUCAAGGACUCAGCCUCUACGCAAGUCCAAUACCAUCAGACACCUCUAGAUCGUUUAAUUUACCUACGGCACCGCCGGCCCCUGGAGACGAUGCUGGAGAAAUAGCCGAAGUUUGCACCCGACUCCUUUACGCCUGUUUGGACGAAAUCGAUUCGCAUUCGGAGAUCGUGUUCAGCCAGGAAUACUUUGAAGAGUUGAACGCGACGGAGGUCGAACAAUUAGCAUGCCGCAACACCCUCAAAUUGUCCAACGAAUCCAUCCUGUUCUACGCGCUGGAUAGGUGGGCAGCGUCCGAAUGUCGCAGGCACGGUGUCGAACCUUCGGCCAGCAACAGAAGGUCCACGUUGCCUGAGAAGGUAUGGUACAGUGUCCGGUAUCCUUUAAUGACCGACAGAGAGUUCAUCGAGGGUCCUAUGACCAGUGGAAUACUCUCCAGCGAGGAAUCCGCCGCUAUCGUUGCCAGGAUACUUGGGCAUACUCAAAUUCAAGAGGGAGAAGAGCUGAGAAGUCCCGUUGCUGGACCACUGUCCAGGUUGUCGAGUGCUCCUAGGAUCACUGCUAAGGCUUGCGAAAAUCGAGGUUGUAUGACGUCGAAAUCGGGGAAGAAAGAACGGCAAGACAAUCGAAAUAACUGGAGGAAGGAAUGCGCGACACAGGGACAAAGAACUUGCGUGAGGAUUGGCACUUGCAUUUUGCGAGUUCUUGCCUGUAUCUUUGACUGAAUUAGAUUAAGAUGCCAAAAUGGCACGAAGCAGAAAAACCAACGGGAAGUCCAAUCGGAAACCAGCAUCUUUUCUAUUGCGUUCUUCUAACGAGCUUUGAUUCAUUUUCGACAUCAGUUACGUAGACCAGUUAACGGACUGCAGAUUUUUAUGCGAGUAUAUAGUUUUUUCUACAUUAUUUUUUUAAGUAAAAAGAAUCUGUGUAAAUUCGAAACUGAAAUGAAAAUUUUAUUAAAGUUUCAUUGAAUUAUUUGUUUUGGCACACUUGGCGUAUUCUCAAACAUUAUAAUCGCAUAAAUAUCAGCAGGUUUAGCGGUUAAGAAUGAAUGUGAAACACUUAAUAUAAUUUAUUAACAAACUACCAGAGCUUUUCAACGAAUCGAUCCAAAUAUUUUCAUAAGGAAAUGUGUAAACAGUGACUAGUAAAUAUUUGAAAGUGCUUAAUUCCACUGGAACAUGAUUAGAUUCAGAAUUGGGCACCAGCUGAAGAAACGUUUGAAUUUGCUUCAUUUACUAGUGAAUCGUCAAAAAUUGUGGUUAAUUUAAUCAAUAGAUAAAACUAGAUGUCAAUUAUUUAUCAAUUAUAAUAGAACUACAAAUAAUGUUAAUGCAGUUCCUUGACCAAUUUCCACUAAUUAACGAACAGUGGAAACUUACUGUUUUUAUAAAAAUGAUUUAGUAGGGUAGGCCGUGCGAUCUGUUGCAUGAUGAGAACUGGUAUAAAUUUUGUUAAUAAAUUACACACGUCAUGAUUAUUUCAUCAGAUUUAUUGUUUUGAUAACGUCUCUAAUGGUAAAAUAACAACAAGAAAAUUCAAUAGAAAUGUGUUUAUUUAUAAUGGUGCUGCAACACACAUUUAUUUGGUAGUUCAUACAUUUUUUUUGUGAAAAGUAUUUUAAUAAUUCUAUUAGUAAUUCUAUUAAUAUCAGUUGAUUUGAAAACUUAAUUGUUAACUGAAAUUGAUAAUCAAAUAUUUUAAAUGAAUUUAGAUGAAUUUUUCUUGACUAUGAGUAACAGUUUGAGUAAUUACAAUCAAAUAAUUCUCCACAAUUUUAAUAAUCGCCCAUUGCAACUGAAUUGAUCUUUUGAUUUGAUUAAUUAUUAAAUAUUCUUUGUAGUCAAUGGCGAUUGCGCAUCAAUUGAAUGAAUAAUUUAAUCCAUAACUGUGACUAAUAAUCCAAUAUUACACUUGCAAUCAUUAAUCACUAGUAACAUUAAAUACAGCCCAAUUCUGAUUCAAUAAAUCUUUGCCUCCAUUUCGUGAUAAAUGAGCGAUAGGAGGCUAAAGAAUUAGUUAACAUUUAAUGUUUCAUUGCGAUUCAGCAUGUUUGUUUAGGCGAAAGGGUUGUUUGAUUGUUAUUAACUUGCGUGGAGUUUUCGAUGAUCGUUUUGAUAUCAGUUCUUCUAUAAAGUGAACUUUACCAUUUACAAAUUUUAUUACUUGAAUAUAUUUAUUUUAAGGCACGCCAAAUGUUGGUCUUAGACGAAAAGUGUUGCAACCAGUUUAACAUAACUGCGUGAAUAAUUGUUCUAAUAUCUAUGUUAUUAAUUCCCUCGAUCGUUACGAUAUAACUACCGUGAUUUUAAUAUUUUAUACCGAUACCAAAGAAGAAUUUCAUUUAUGUCUCCAGAUACGACAUGUAAACAGUAUUUUUAUAUGAAUGUUUCAAGGUUUAUAUGGUUUUAUCAAGUCUAAAUGAUUAUGCUUUGAAAAGUGUUCUGAAAUACCAAACGACACAUUGUGCAAACAUUUAAUGAAUUUUUUUAACAUGCUCGACUACGAGUUCUCGAAAGAACGUUUAAGUAUCUAUGAUUCUAAUUAAUUGAGUACACAAUGCCCAUCAGAAAUAUUUAUAUAUUUUUAGAACUCACACAUUAAAAAUGACAUUAUUAACACAAUUAGCCAAAGUUGUACGUUUUGUAAGCAAAGACUGCCAAUUUAGUUACAAGAUCUGUCUUUCAAGAAAACUAUCGCUCAUUUGCUAUGGAUUUGCACAUGAAUUCUUGUCAACAAAUUUGGGACAUAAUCCUGAAGUAAAGUGAUUUGAAAUUUGCGUGUGCAAAACUUGCACUACUUACCAAUUUUUAACUUUAUUUUGUAGGGACAGUCAAAUUUUUAAUUUUGGAAGUUUUUUGUGCUUCGAAGAUAAAAGCUGUACAAAUAUUUCCUUCCAUAGACUUUCUUAAACGCAGUCAUGCAUAGCACGGUAUAAACAUGUCAGUAUAUUUAAGUAACAUUUAAAACUACAUUUUAUCUGCGUUUUAAGACAAAGUCGCAUGAAAUUAUGGUUCCUGGAAAUCAUUAGACUCCGAUCUGAAUGACGUUUUACGGAAAUUGUUACUUGUAUAGUAAACAAAGUGGCUCUAAUUACACGCUUCACUCUGUAUAAUGAAUUCAAACAGAAAUGUACGAUAAGAAAAAUUAUGCGAAAGAGAUAGACCACAUGAAUUGCAUUGUGUGAAUUAUUUUGCUUUUGUAUGAAUACUUUUGCUGCCUAUUAUAUAUACAUAUAAAAAUUCCUGUGGAGACACCAUUAGCGAGUGUAUAUGGCGUGAGAACCUACAGGAAUUUUUAGUUUCUCGUUGCCACAAUUUAGCAUGUAUCUAUUACCGCGGUGUUCUCUAGGUUCGUUGUGUUCAUAGUUGCUGUUCUGAGUACAUAUAUAGGAUUUAAAUUAUUAGUUAUAGCGCGGAACCAUGGCUGGUCCGUGUAAUUGUGCAAAGUCUAACAACGAAGAUUUCGCGUUCGCAGAACUUUUGUCUAGAUCGAAACGUUGAUUACAACAUUAUGGGAUUGUUUUAUUUCAGGGUUAACGAGAAAGUCGCUCUCAUAUUUCUUUGAUUGAACUGCUAGAUCUAUCAACAAGUACUGUCUAUUUUUUUUAAGUUAAACUCUCAUACAUCGAACUUCGAAAGUAGGUAAAAAACGAUUAUGACAUUAUUUCGCCCUUUUAUAUAUGCUGUAACCUGUAGGAAACGACAAUUUACGAAAUGUAAUAGUCAAUUUGGAAUAGCAAAAGUAUUUAGUUUAUGCAGUAGCAUAAUUAAAAUAUCUAAAAAUAAUAUAAAGAUUACGAGAUCCUAGAAACACUAGCGAGUCAAUAUAUUCAACAAUUUUUUACAAAAACAUUUUUAUAGUUCCAGCUUUCUGGUGGUUCCAGCUUUUACUCUAAAAGAACAGAACUUUGUGCUCUUAUUUUGUGAUCAUGAUCAAAUUGCGGCAUUAUCCAGUGACCUGAAGUAGAAAAAUCCUGCAAGUUACGGACAAUAAUAUGUGGAUCAAUUGACGCUUUCGAUAUAUUAAUUAAUAUUGUUUAACAGUUUGCGAUCGCUUAUCUGAGAAAAAAAAAUCCAUAUUUUUAAAAUAUAAUUUAUAAAAGGAAAUUAAACAGGAAUUACAUAUCCCUUUCAAAGAGAACUUAUUUAUCACUAAUUAAUUUCUACUGAAAAAUUUGUUAUUCUAACGUGUGUAAAAAAUUGGAAGCUUAUCGAAAUCUACAGAAGUUUCUCGACACAACAUCGGCAUUCGACUUUUAAAAAUUAAACAAUUUAAUAAUUUAAUUUCUUGCAAAACAAUGCAAAAUUAACGAAAUGCUUGAUGUUCUACUAAAAGUGUUCGUUAUAUUGCGUGAGAUACAACUAUAAAAUCGGUUGUAACUCUCAAAUUUCGCAUUCAAAUUUUCAAUAUACGGUAUUAUUGAUCUGUACAAAAUUUUCGUUUUGCCGCGAUGUACAACAAAUAUAUAUUAUAUACAAAUGCGCUAUAACAGAGUAAAUGUUGGUUAUCCAAUCGUUAGCUUUCAUUAAUCAUUUUACUACGAUUCUUAUAUCACCCAAAAAAAUUGUUUGUUAUGAACAUUGUAUUGAAAGUAACGUAUGCAGUGUGUUCGAAUCAACUCUGUAAAUUCGAUUUAGCUUUAGAAAAUUAGCGAAAUUUAAUGUUUCGUCGGUUUGUAAGGUUUACAUAAUAGUUUUAUUCUCUGUAAUUUUAAUUCCUGUUAAAUGUUUCUUCUUAAAUUAUUGAGAACUAAAAACGCCAUUCACUCAAAAUGGUUCAAUUUAAUGGAGUUCAAAAAAUUUCGAAUUUGGCACAUAAUUUAUUGUGUAAUAAAUUAAUACAAGUCAACCAUCUAUCAGAUACUAAACGCGAAAUUUAAAUUUUUGUUUACACUUGUAACGUCAAAUACAAAAUACGGAAUGACUGAAUUUUUUAGCAGAUUGUAAAUUGGUAAUUAUCAAGGUAGAAAAACUUGCUUAUUUCAGAUACCCUCGGUUUAAUUCUGAUACAUAUUUGCUUUACUUUUUAAAUCAAUAAAUUAUGUGUUAUUUAUAAUGUCAGAUUUUGGACGUACAACUUGUGAGACAAAUCGAAAGUUUUAGAAUCUAAAAAUUUUAAAAAUGACCAGAUGUGUAAAUUUUCACCUCAAGAAACGUGUACGGAUUAUAAGACGAUUCACUAUUUCACGAAAUCCUUCAAAAAUUCUUCUAAUUAAUAAUCAAAAAAAUUUAUGAUACUGUUGAUAAUUACUUCCUCCGUUAAAUUGAGCAAUUUUUAUAAUUAGCGCGUAUAAAUUGAGAUGUAAUUUGUAAUAGACUUUAUAAUUAUAUAAGUUGUAUUGGUUAAUGCGCCGCAUAUCGAUGCAAAAGUUACGAGUUAAUUACUCGGCCAUGAAUUAUCGCAGUCUUUACUCACGGUUUACGGCAAUUAAUAUAUCUCGCGAUCGCAAAAUCAUGCAUGACCGCGCGUAGGCGUGUUCUGUCGUUACAAUUAUACUUUAGUCAUUAAUCACCUGUUGCUAUUUGAUCGGUUAAAUUUUAUUCGCGGCGACGUUGCUGUCAGAUUACGUUUUAAGAUUGAAUGUUUCUCUAAUAAAUGUCACUGAGUCUAUUGUGUGUUAACGAUUAUUUAUAAGUUGCACGAUCGUCGUAGCGCGAUUAAUUAGUAAAACCGAAGCAUAAGCGUUUUAAAUUAGUCUCGCAAAAAGCCGACCGGAAAUGAUUGAAAAUGAAGAGUAAAAUUCGCAGAUGUAAGAAUACAUGACAAUGCAAAUAAACUUUGUGCAUAUACAAUCCA